This is a messenger RNA of Protobothrops mucrosquamatus (brown spotted pit viper), 1254 nucleotides long. It is a transcript of the gene BHLHE41, whose product is annotated as basic helix-loop-helix family member e41. NCBI's taxonomy places the organism in Eukaryota, Metazoa, Chordata, Lepidosauria, Squamata, Viperidae. Gene Ontology annotation, molecular function: RNA polymerase II cis-regulatory region sequence-specific DNA binding; DNA-binding transcription factor activity, RNA polymerase II-specific. Gene Ontology annotation, biological process: anterior/posterior pattern specification; regulation of transcription by RNA polymerase II; circadian regulation of gene expression. The coding region runs from base 1 to 1254 and encodes 417 amino acids. The transcript has 4 exons. Gene Ontology annotation, cellular component: nucleus. The record is from RefSeq and is a predicted model, not a curated record.
AUGGGUGGCAAAUACAGACACACAGAGGUCCCUACAUUGGGGCAUCUGGAGAAAGCCGUAGUUCUGGAAUUAACCUUGAAACACGUCAAAACGUUGACUGCCUUAACGGAACAGCUGCAUCAGAAAAUCAUUGCUCUACAGAAUGGAGACAGAUCCUUGAAGUCUCCUCCACAGUCCGACCUGGAUGCUUUCCAUUCCGGAUUCCAAACGUGCACCAAAGAAGUCUUGCACUACCUCUGCCGAUCGGAAAGCUGGACCAGCCAGGAGCAACGUGGCGUCCAGCUAGUCGGUCACUUGCACUCAGUUUGCACUCGCUUCCUGCCCGGCUCUCCCCACUUGAUCCCAAAGCUUUGCGGGGCCAAAGGACGGUGGUCACCCCAGGAGAAACAACAACAACAACAGCAGCAGCAGCAGCAGCAGAAGCGUCCUGGAGGAACCCCGAAGCAGGAGACCCAGCCCCACUGCGUGCCGGUCAUCCAGAGGACUCAAAACUGGAGUAGGGGCCCUGCCACCCCCCACCCGCCCCUCAGUGGCACGGAGCAGGCCGGGGAGCACGACACAGACACGGACAGUGGCUACGGCGGCGAGUACGAGGGGAAGACCACACGGGGUGGCUUCAUGGUCAAGCAGGAGCCCACCUGCGACGUGGAAGAAGUUCCUGAGGGAGUCAAAAGGCGCAGGCUGGAGAACGGCAGCCCCUCCGCAGCGACGGUGCGGGGGGCUGGGGUCGGGGGGAGGGCAGACCCUGUGCUUCUCAACCCCCUGAUGGCUUUGGGCGUGGGGGCCGGUUGUGGGCUAGGAGGGUCUCUCUUGGGCCAGGCCCCCACCGCUCCCUUCUGCUUGCCUUUCUACUUCCUUGCCCCGUCGUCGGUGGCCGCGGCCUACAUGCAGCCCUUCCUGGAGAAGGUCAGCCCGGAGAAAUCGCUCUACCCCGCUGGGGGGGCUGCCGGCCCCUUCCCCUUCAUUUAUCCUGGGAUUUCGGUCCAAGGGGCUGCUGCCGCUUUCCCUUCCCUUGCCGUGGCCGCGCCGGCAGCAACGUUGGCCCCCUUGGCCGAGAAAGGCAGCUCACUUUUGGGGACAGCCCCCUGCUUUCCCACGGGGGCAGCCCCUGCUUCUCAGCCCCCUCCCCUCCUCUUCCCCUGCAAGCCGGCUGAGCUAAAUACAGACCCGGAUCGUUGCCCUUCCCCAAAGUCUGAUCUUCAGCCCGGCCGGGACCGGCCCUUGCAAGCAGAUGCUAUGCUGUCCAGCAUUUAA